CUCAGAAACCCUACCAUUGAGUGCAGAGAGAAGAAACCCAUUAAGUAGCUGCUGCGGAAGCAUUCUGCAUCUCCACAAAUAUCAAAGAAUAGGUUUCGCAGCAGCACACUGAUAAUUAAAUUAAAUAAAUAAACAAAUGGCUCUCUCUCUCUCACAAAGUAACCGUCUCUGUACCCUUCUUGCUCAAUCUCUCCCGCUGUUUCAUCGGCGAGGGUUUGCAGCCGCUUCUGAUGCUUCAGUGAGAAUUGAAUUGGGUAGUGUUGCGAAGGGCCACGGAAAGCUGGGAAGCCUUGAAGAGAAGCCUGUGUCGAGAGAUGGCUCAGAGGCCUGCUCAGCUUGGGCCCCAGACCCAGAAACGGGAUACUACAGGCCCAUUAAUCACAUCCCUAAAAUUGACCCGGUGGAGCUCCGAAAUUUGCUACUCAAGCAUAAUUCCAGAUCAUCCAACUAGAUAGAGCAUAGAGGAGCUGCCACAUAUACAAUGGGAUUUGGGUUUGCAACUAGUAUAACUUUUUAUAAUUUAACUGAAAAAGUCGAAACUUUAAUUAAAUAUUAAGUAUCAUUUUUAUUUAUAUUUAAUUUUGGAUAAAGUGAAAUAAUUACUAAUAUACCGCUUGUUAUGUUUUUC
Cicer arietinum (chickpea) is the source of this 628-nucleotide messenger RNA. RefSeq names its product late embryogenesis abundant protein Lea5. Gene Ontology annotation, biological process: response to stress. The record is from RefSeq and is a predicted model, not a curated record. Gene Ontology annotation, cellular component: mitochondrion. NCBI's taxonomy places the organism in Eukaryota, Viridiplantae, Streptophyta, Magnoliopsida, Fabales, Fabaceae.